This is a messenger RNA of Tachysurus vachellii, 923 nucleotides long. RefSeq names its product chromosome 11 C12orf43 homolog (gene c11h12orf43). Gene Ontology annotation, biological process: negative regulation of Wnt signaling pathway; Spemann organizer formation; Wnt signaling pathway. Lineage: Eukaryota; Metazoa; Chordata; Actinopteri; Siluriformes; Bagridae. Bases 135 to 827 code for a protein of 230 amino acids. The transcript has 6 exons. The record is from RefSeq and is a predicted model, not a curated record.
GUGUGUGUGUGUGUGUGUGUGUGUGUGUAUGGACAUAAACUAGGACUGGGACGUGAUCCGUAAAGUUUAUUCUCUUUAGUUAGUCGCCUUUAUUUUAGUGUUGUUUAGUUUCUUCACGACCGUUAAGGAGAUGAAUGAUGAGUGAACGUGACGGCAGCAGCAGUGAGGAUGAAAACACAGACAGGAUUAAAGAGGCGGUGUGGAGUUUUGGAUCUGAAACAGACAUUACAGCAGGUGAUGGAGGGAAACACACACACAGUAAAAGACUGAAAGUGUCUGAACACGAACACCACGGAAACCAGCUGAGAACUACACCAGAGUUUCGCUCUCACGUCGCUAAGAAGCUUGGAGCCAUGCUGGACAGUGUGAUCUGUGAGGUUUUCAGAGAGAAUCCAGACUGUAAACCUGCGCUGUGUGAACACACACAGGAUGAAACUGAUGAUGGUUUCCGACUUUUCUCCACAUCACUUCCUGGUAACUGGAGGGAGGAGUCCAAACAGGCCCCGCCUCCUAAACGUAGACCAGCACCCAGCUCCAGUGACAGUGACAGUGAGAUGGAGUCGAGGCUGAGGGAAGCGGCAGUGUCUGUAUCAGACCUGCUUCCUUCCUCCUCCACAGAGAGACGACAGGAGGACGAGAGGACAGAUGUUGGAGCGAGGGAUGAGGAGAGUGCGGAACCGAAGAAAAAGAAGAAGAAGAAGAAAAGGAAAGCUGAGCCAGAGAGGGAGGAGAAUGACUCAACAGCACUGUGUGAUGGAGGUGUCAGUCAGGAAGAGGGCAGAGAGAAGAAGAAGAAGAAGAAGAAGAAGAAGAAGGUUAAAGAGUGAGAGUGUGAUGUCAUUUAUCUGUUUCUGCUUGUUUCAUGUUAACCACAGUUUGUUCUCGUUUCAUGUUUUUUUUUAUAAAUAAAUACUCUAAAUGUA